This is a messenger RNA of Syngnathoides biaculeatus (alligator pipefish), 2689 nucleotides long. It is a transcript of the gene gata5, whose product is annotated as GATA binding protein 5. Gene Ontology annotation, molecular function: RNA polymerase II cis-regulatory region sequence-specific DNA binding; DNA-binding transcription factor activity, RNA polymerase II-specific; zinc ion binding. Gene Ontology annotation, biological process: positive regulation of transcription by RNA polymerase II; cardiac muscle tissue development; negative regulation of transcription by RNA polymerase II. Gene Ontology annotation, cellular component: nucleus. The transcript has 7 exons. The coding region runs from base 496 to 1674 and encodes 392 amino acids. The record is from RefSeq and is a predicted model, not a curated record. Lineage: Eukaryota; Metazoa; Chordata; Actinopteri; Syngnathiformes; Syngnathidae.
UGCCACCAUCCUUUCUUCUGGGCCUACCUCCGCGGUCGGUCACGUGCUCCCGGGGAGUCUACAAAAUUUCCAGUGGGAGAGCGAACACACGCCUAUCUGCAAUUAUCAGAGAGCGGCCCUAUCUGACUGGGACAGACGGCCUCCGGGUUGGGGUGGGGGCCACGAUCGCUAAUUGCUGGACUGGGACUUACUUGGAAGGACGAGCGCUUGCUUUGGAGUUUGGAUGCUCCCCCGACUCUCCUCCGUGCGUCCAAGAGGUUUGCCUGCAGGGUGCUUGCUCUCCUUUGGCUGACGUUUGGAACACUCCGGGACUGGACUGGACUCAUUUGUUUGGUUUUUAUCACCCGGUCCGCCUUAUCUGUGUCUGUGCUGUUGAGCUGCAGGAAAGUCUCAUUUUCUUGGGGAGAGGUCAGCAGCGUGGACAAGGUCUCCCACGCCCGAGGAACCGAGACCGGCUCUCGCACAACAUUUUUUUUUAAACACCAAGGUGUGAAAAUGUAUCAAAGCCUGACCUUGUCGUCCAACCAGUCCCCUUACACGCACGACACCGGGAAUUACUUGCACCCGUCGGCCAGCUCCCCUGUCUACGUGCCCACUAGCAGGGUUCCAGGCAUGCUACCCACGCUGCCCUACCUGCAGACCUGCGAGCCGCCUCACCAGUCCCACGGCCUGGGGGCCCACCAUCAUCACCAUCACCCCCACCACGGCUGGCCCCAGGCUGCUACGGACGGCUCUUCCUUCGCGCCCGGCAGCCCUCACCCCACGCACGGCUUCUCAUACUCUCACAGCCCGCCGCUCAGCAGCAACACUAGCCGGGAGGCCGCCUACCAGAGCCCGCUGGUGCUCGGCAACAGCGGGCGGGCGGACCAGCUCGGUGGGGCCUUGGUGCGCCCGGUGGGGGGCUCUUACAGCGGGCCCUACGCUUACAUGAGCCCGGAGAUGGCGACCUCCUCCUGGACGCCGGGGCCCUUGGAGAGCGGAGUGAUGAGCCUGCAGGGCCGCCAAGGCUGCAUGUCCACACGGCGCUCCAGUCUGGAUCUGGUGGAUGACAUGGCCACAGAGGGCAGGGAAUGCGUCAACUGCGGCUCCAUCUCCACCCCGCUGUGGCGCAGAGAUGGCACGGGGCACUACCUGUGCAACGCCUGCGGUCUGUACCACAAGAUGAACGGCAUCAACAGGCCGCUCAUCAAACCUCAGAAACGGCUGCACACCACAUCUCGCCGAGCAGGCCUGUGCUGCACUAACUGCCACACGAGCACCACGACGCUGUGGAGGCGAAAUGCUGAGGGAGAGCCAGUGUGCAACGCCUGCGGUCUCUACAUGAAACUGCACGGGGUGCCCCGACCUCUGGCCAUGAAGAAAGAGAGUAUACAGACACGGAAGCGCAAGCCAAAAAUGCCCAAGAACAAAUUACUCACAGGCACACGCACGACCUCUGAUGGAACCUCGCCAUCGUCGCUGUCUGCAUCUGAACAUGCCUCCACCAUCAAGAGUGAACCCGGCAUGACCCCUUCACCCUACGCCGGGCAGACUGUCACGUCCACCCCGCAGACGGCUACCCAGUUGAACGCUACCGUAUCCAUGACACACAUGGACAUUAAAUAUGAGGAUUAUGUCUUUACUCCGACAUCCAUGGCCCCACAGAACUCCUGGUGCGCUCUUUCGCAAGCAUGAGUCCUAAAACCCAAAGAGCCGAGUCUCCAAGUCUUAUGGGACGGGACACAGACAAGCGAAAGGGAGCGAGAUCACGAAAUCCAAUCGCGAUGGAACUUAAAGACGUUCACGAGAGUCAACCGACCUGCAAGAUGUGGGUACCUGUGGUCCUCACCGACAACUACCUAUUAUCAAGCAAGCAAACGCACCAAUGCAAAGACAAUCAUAUGACUUGUAAAGAGAGAAAAACAUGGUUAUUAAUUCAGCUUUAUUUUUUAAACAAACACAAUGAGGACAUGUUACUGUCCCUGCAGGUAUAAAAUGGACAGAUUUUUUUUUUUGUUUUGUUUGGAUUUUAUGGCUGCUGAAGACAUCUCAUCACUAGCAUGUAGAUGAUUAACUUUUAUAGGCGCAUUAUUUAUGUUGAGAUAUGAGCAGUUAAAAGUCGCCGUGGACAUUAUCGUCGCACUAGGCUUGGCCGUGCGGGACAGCCAUGUUGAGCAAGCUCCAGGCAGGAUUAAGUGAGCAAUUGGCUUGCCAGGUAGAUGAUGGUCAAAAAUCAAGGGUGGAAUUGUUCCUUUCAGGUGUUAUGACAACAUGUCAAAGUUUUGUCCAAAUAAUAAACAGUUUGAGUGCAAUAGAUCUGUUUCUUACAAAGAAAAAGAAAAACUGCCUAAAAGAGUCAAAUAAUUACAAACAUAAUCUAAUUUCAUGGUCUGUAUUUUAUCAAAAAUAAAAGAGAUUUUUUUUUUGGGGAGGGUGAUGUUUGAAAGAGUAUGUGACCCUCUGUUUCUUCUCUCUUAACAAAGUGCUUUGGAAUCUGUUCAGGUUGAACUGAUUUACUAUUUAUUAAUUUGAUUAAUGGGAAAUUAAUGAAUGUAAUAAAGGGUAAAUCUCUCCAAAGAUCACAUUGCUCAUAUUUCUGUCCCAAAAUGGACCUUUUAAAGUUGAGUUUGGUACUUGUUUGUUCAUUCGACACCUUAGAGGUUUUACCUUUUUUAUUUUUAAUUUAUUUGCACAAGAGCAGCUGACAUGA